Molecule: messenger RNA, 3437 nt
Organism: Cloeon dipterum
Lineage: Eukaryota; Metazoa; Arthropoda; Insecta; Ephemeroptera; Baetidae
Gene: snama
Product: something that sticks like glue
Exons: 12
Coding region: 188-3337 (1049 amino acids)
Biological process (GO): protein ubiquitination; ubiquitin-dependent protein catabolic process
Cellular component (GO): nucleus
Molecular function (GO): nucleic acid binding; zinc ion binding; ubiquitin protein ligase activity
Source: RefSeq, a predicted model, not a curated record
UCAAUGCGUUCUUCAACUAUUUUCGAUUCGACAGUGUUCGUUGUUCGUUGCUACGGCAUUGGAAGUUAAAAGAUGGCUGAUGAUUCUACUGGCAUUGCCUUCGGAAUUAUAUUUCGAUAGACUUUCCUAGCCUUGGACUACAGAGUUAACUACCUGCGAAUAUUGGCGUCGCCAUAGCCGGCUCACUAUGUCGGUUCACUACAAAUUUAAGACGGCGCUAGAUUUUGAUACAGUCACUUUCGACGGCCUUCACAUAUCCGUUGGUGACUUUAAAAAGGCUGUGUGUCAACAGAAGCGUGUCGGGAAAUCAACAGACUUUGAUCUACAGGUCACAAAUGCUCAAACUAAAGAAGUCUAUGCUGAUGAUGGCACAUUGAUACCGAAGAACACGUCGCUGAUUGUUGCCAGAGUUCCACUUACUGCACAUCAGAAACGGAUUUGGGCUCGUGAAGCAGCUGCGUCAUCUCAAGCACUCAACAAAGCUACAGCUGAUGACGGACUAGACCAUGGCCACUCAAGACUUGCUAGGGCUGUGGAUCUUUCAAGAGUUGACGCUAGUGAAGAGGAUAAAAUUAAGGCCAUGAUGAGCCAAGCCACUUCAGACUACGACCCGAGCAACUAUGUCAGAAUCAAGGGAUCAGGUCAAGUUGGAGAGGUGCCUCUUCAUUACCGAUGUCACAGAUGCCACCAGAGUGGACAUUGGAUCAAAAACUGUCCCUUAAACCGGGAAUCUGGGGAGACGGUGGCUGAAAUCAAGAAGAGCACAGGUAUACCUAGAAGUUUCAUGGUACCUGUAGAAGGCCCAAUGGUCCCAGGCGCCAUGAUAACUCCGCUUGGCGGGUUUGCGGUGCCAGCCAUUGACCGUGAAGCUUACCUGGAGCAGCAGAAGGAAAAGCCUACUUUGCGAGAAGAUGAGUGCCCUGCUGAGGUGAAGCCAGAACUCCCUGAAGAUCUAGUCUGCAGCAUAUGUGAAGAUCUGCUCACUGAUGCGGUCAUGAUACCUUGCUGCGGCAAUUCAUUUUGCGAUGAAUGCAUUCGCACAACACUUUUGGACAGUGAAGAUCAUGAAUGUCCUGACUGCAAGGAUAAAGGUGUUUCGCCCGACACCUUGCUGCCCAACCGGUUCCUGAGAACAUCAGUUGCCAAAUUUCGUAACGACACAGGAUACAUUAGACCUCUUCGUCAUCCAAUUGAGCUCCCACCAAUCCAAAUGCCUUCGCCUGUCGCCAAGGUCGAGGAGGAGCAGGAGGAGCCCACCAAACAAGAAUCAAGUAGUUCCCUUACGCCCAAAUCUGAAGACCUGGAUCAAGAUAAGUCUCCCGAUUCAAGAUCAGAGGAGAGGAGCAGGUCAAGCAGAUCACCGACGAGGCGCAGAUACAGGGAGGACACGCCCACUCAUGAUGAGCCGCAGGUGGCCAUCAACCCCAUGCCACCACAGACACAUCUUCUUGAGACACCUGUUGGUAUUCAUACUGCAUACAACGCUCCUCCACCCCCUGGUGUAGAUGACCACUUUGUUCCCAACUACCCACCACCCAGUAUCAGACCUGGUACCAUGGGCUACGGUCAGCGUCCCUACAGAGCUCCAUACUACGGCCGCAGGGACAAUGAGUAUGCUUACCCAUAUGACGGGCGACCGCCGUUCAGGCAGCAGCGGUUCGAAAGACCACCUGUGAUUGAGGAUCCAUUGGAGGCUUUCAACAGGAUCUUAAGAGCGAAAGACGAGCAGAGGAGGCGGCGAAGAGACAGAUCAUUCUCGCCAAGGCAAAAAAGGAGAUCCAGAUCUCCUAGGUCACGGUCUCCAUUGCUUCGCAGGUCGCCGCCACCGCCUUUAAUGAAUGUUAGAAGAAAAUCUCCCGCCAAGAAGUUCUCUCGCUCAAGAUCUAGGUCUCCAAUUGCACGCAGAGCACGGUCCCGCUCUUUCUCCUUGUCGCCAAGUCCAUCAAGGCAUCUUCGUCCUCUUUUGCCCAGGCCCAGGCAUUCCAGAUCUCGUUCUCCUAUGCGCUACAUGCCAGAGAAGUACAUAGAGCGGCCAGACAAGCACAUGGACCGCAUUGAUAACUACAUGGAUCGUGGCUUAAAGUACGUGGGCAGGCAGGAGAAGUACAUGGAUAGAAACGUGGAAAGGGCUGACAAGUUUUUGGACAGAAAUGAUAAAUAUGUGGAGCGUUUGGACAAGUACUAUGAAAAACCACCUGAAAAGUAUGUGGACAAGUUUGUGACGGAAAAGUAUGCUGAGAGACCAGAGAAGUUUGUGGAGCGAAGUGAGAAGUUUGUAGAUAGACCUGAAAAGCACACUCGGUCAAGGAUUGACGAGCACAAGUCAUCCAAGCACCGGGAAAAGGAGAGGCUAACUGUUGCGUAUCCGGAGGAGCGAGAGUUUCACCGAGAAGUUGAGAGCACUGAAAGACUGCACCGAGAGCCGGAAAAGCCUCUAGAGGACAAGGCCGAGUCUCCGAAGAAAUGUAUCGAGGAUUACAGAACCCUGAUCAACAUCAAAAAGGCCAAGCAUGAAAGUACAAAGAAGUCUUCCUCAGAAACAGAAGACAAGCCAAAGGAGGUGAAAGUCAAAGAGAAGAAAAAGCGACGAGAGAGUGUUGGCACUAAGAAGAAAAAACAUAAGGAAAAGGAUAAGGAGAAAAAGAAGAAGACAAAAGCUCCAAAGUCAACCAAGGGAGACGAAGAUGAAGACAAACAGCAAGGCGAGGCCCCUGACACAACUACUGCCGAAGAGGAACCAAAAGAGGACGUUCCUGGACUGGCAAAAGAAGUUGAAGUGGAACAGCCAAUUGCUGAAGAUAAAGCAGAAGAGCUUGUUAAACCUGAAAUCAUGCCAGAGCCAUCAAAAUGGGAAAAGAGUGAGGACGAGGCUGAAAAUUCUAGAGACGAACCAGAUAAGAAUAUGGAAGAAGAGAAGUCGGUGACUGUGGAAGUGCUGAAGCGUGCCGAAAAUGCAAUUUUUAAGAAAGCGAUCAAUGCAAUCCGGCCUGAAAGAAAGGUGUUUUUGGACUCAAAGUCCUCAGAAGACAUCCAUGUAAAUAUAACGGUAGAAGAUGUGCCGAAGAAAGCCGAAAAGAGGAAAUCAACUGAUGAACAAGAGAUAGAGACUGUUAAGAAGAAGCACAAAAAGGAUAAGAAGAAGAAGACCAAAAAGAAAAGCAGCUCGUCCUCUAGUAACAGUAGUUCUGACUCCGAAGUGCACAAAAAAAAGAAGAAAAAGAAAAAGGCCAAGAAAUCAAAGAAGAAGAAGCACCACUCUUCUGAAGAGAGUGAUUCUUCCUCAGAGGAAGAAAAGAAGCCCAGAAAGAAAUCGAAGAAGAAAAAAUCUAAAAAAUAAACGUUGUAAACUCUUAUUUUCCUUGGUUGUUGUAGAUAGCAUAAAUCUCUUGAAAUGUAUAGAAUUUUCUUUGUAUAUUUGUCUCAUAAAAUAAAUAUAU